This is a messenger RNA of Vombatus ursinus (common wombat), 2061 nucleotides long. It is a transcript of the gene OCIAD2, whose product is annotated as OCIA domain containing 2. The transcript is spliced from 7 exons. Gene Ontology annotation, cellular component: mitochondrial inner membrane. The record is from RefSeq and is a predicted model, not a curated record. The coding region runs from base 373 to 837 and encodes 154 amino acids. Lineage: Eukaryota; Metazoa; Chordata; Mammalia; Diprotodontia; Vombatidae.
UUCCCGUGACUCACGCUGCUUCUCUCCUCAGCCUGGGCGCCAACAAACGGAGGUGGUUCUCCCGAGAUCCAUCAGUACGAUGGACAGGCUGUUGUCCCAAUGCGCACCGCCUUCUCUCUGACUCAAGCUAGGGUUCAGACGCCUCCUUCCGCCGCUCCCAGGUGCUCAUGGCCUAGUGCUGCGGUGUCGGACUUCGGUUCCCGCAUCUCCUAGGCAUAGGUCAGAGCGUUCCCCGGGUUCCCUUUAAGGUUCUAGCUCCCGUACCGGUUCAGCUGUCCCGAGAGGUGCCGUGCGCUCCUCUCCGCCCUCGCCCUCCUCCUGUGCGAAGCCAAAUAAGAGAAGAGCCCAGAGGCAAGCCUGAACAUUACUACCAUGGCUUCUGAACCUCCUCCUGAAAAACAUGCUAAAACUCCACACUUACCCCUAGAUAAACAGAGCCUGUUGUUUUGUCCCAAAUCAAAGGUUCACCACAUCCACCGAGGAGAGAUCUCAAAGAUCAUCCGUGAGUGUAAAGAGGAGAGUUUCUGGAAGAGAGCUCUCCCUUUGUCCUUGGUAGGGAUGCUUGUUACUCAAGGACUUGUCCACAAAGGUUAUUUAGCAUCAAACCCAAGAUUUGGAUCAUUGCCGAAAGUGGCACUUGCUGGUAUCUUGGGAUUUGGCUUGGGAAAGGUGUCAUACAUAGGAGCAUGCCAGAAGAAAUUUCACACCAUAGAAUUUGAACUCCGUGGGGCAGGUUUUGGUCCAGGCCAUAAUAGGCAUUGCCUCUACACCUGUGAAGACUGCAAAAUCAAGCAUGAAUUGAGUCAGAAGGGUGGUUCACAGGCCUCUGCUUCCUAAACUGGUACCUGUGCCUUUAAAGCCUUCCAGGCCUUUGCAUUUGUAUUUCAUCUUUUCUUUGCACUUCACAUAACAGUGUAUUCCAGACUGGAAUGAAAUGUAUGCUAUACUUGUCAAUACUCUUGUCCUAUACAUUUAACCAUGAUAUUAAAUCUUAAUCUAGUGAGACUUUCAGCUUAAGCUUUAUAACUUUUCAUCUGAGUGUUGUGGUUUUUCUGUUAUCUAAAAGCACGUUGGACCAGAAUUUACUGAGAUAAGAUCUUCUCAAGCUUUCCUUGAAUAACGUUAUCUGACUUCUGUCUGUCCCAUGUUACUCCAGUGCUCAAGUACUCUGAUAAAAUGGGGAUGAAGACGAGAUAUAUAAAGAUGUAUAAAGAUGUAUAAAGAAAUGUACCGGGGUGAGGGUGGUAAUAAGGCAGGAAAAGGAAAAGGUUGGGAGGUACCUUGUAAAGUGUGAGAGCCUGAAGUUUUUAUUUAAACCAAUGAGCAUGCUCUGUUGGAAAAUUAUAGUAUAAAAACAGUGUACUCUGGACUGUUUAGAAGAUUUUAUGGCAAGAUACUAGGAUAGUAUUUUCCUUCCUGACUUGAACUUCUAAAAAUGUUUGUUCUCUUUGGUAGCCUGCUUAAUGACUUUAUGUCCUAUCCAGCACUUGAGUUGCUAUCUAUCUUAGUAAACUAUUAUUUUGUUGCACUGCUAAUGGACGGGGUUAAAAAUAAUUUCCAAAAUAUUUAGCUUAUUUCCAAGGAAGUAGUUUAGGUCCUGGAAGAACUAUGUACUGAUUAUGUGUGUAUACUCACAUACAUAUAUACUGUACUUAUAUAUGUGUGUGUAUAUAUAUGUAUAUAUAAUACAUUGUAUAUGUGUAUAAAGUAUAUGUAUGUCUUUGCUGAAAAAGUCGCUUCCUUCCUCCAAGCUUCUUUAGACUCCUCUGCUGGGUUCUUAGUACAUACAAAAUAAACUGGCCUCUGGGAGAUAUUUUAGCUUAUGACCAGCAUCUCGUAGUUGUGAUUCUUCACAAAAGGUUAAGUUUUUCAUGUUAGUAUCUGUAAUAAUGCAUCUUGAUAGCUUCACCACAAAGACAGAAAAAUUUUAUUAAGCUUUAAUGAACUGUUUAAUAGGGUAUUUUAGAACAGAGGAAAAAAUGUUGAACAGAUAUUUUUAAAAAAACGAGCCUCUUUAGACUGUAACCUGUUUUUCAGUAAAUAAAGCUCUCUAAAUCAGAA